CGGGAUUGAAGGAACCUCGUCCUCCCGGCCGGCCGGACCGCCAGAGACAGAGAGCGAUGCCGUCGCGUUCGCCGCGGCGUUCGGCCCGGGCCCCCUUCCCGAGCGCCGCCGAGCCCCCUCCCGGCCUCUUCCCCGCCAGGGAGGACCUCGUCCGCUUGCUCGCCGUCAUAUGCAUCGCCGCCGCAGCCGCCGCGGCCUGCAGCGUCCUCAACCGCCGCCCUGAGCCCUUCUGCGACUCCCCCCAAUCGCCCGAUGACUACGCCGACGGUACGGAUUCGUGUCAACCUUGCCCUCUGAACGGCCGAUGCGUGGACGGUGAGCUAGAGUGCGUCCAGGGGUUCAAGAGGCAAGACAAAGCAUGCAUAGAGGACGGACUGCUCAGCCAAACAGCUAACAAGAUUUCAGAGCUACUACAGCUAUGGAUCUGCAAUCAGCAUGCUCGUGCUUUAUGUGGCCAACCUGCCGAAAUCCUGUUUCAGCAGCAUGAUGUCUCAAAUGCAAUUGAUGAACUCUUGUCCAAGACUCCUGCUGGCCUAACUGAGGCUGGAAUUCAACUUGUGAAAACUAGGGUGCUGGAGAGUUCUCAGGACUUCUUCGACACGACAUUUACUUCCAACAAAGUCAAAGUAUUUAAAUGCCCUGAGCUGGUCGCGGAGCUUCAUAUGCCUUUGGCUUGUCGAGUUCGCCAAUGGAUCUCUAGAAAUACCAUCUGUGUGGCAACCUUUUGUAUCCUGCUUGCAGCACUGCUCUGGAUACUGUGGAUCAUUUACAGGAGGCGGGCAUUAUCUAAUAGAGCUGAACAAAUAUAUGAGCAGGUUUGUGAAAUCCUUGAAGAUAAUGCCAUAAACGCCAAGAUUGAUAACUCCAAUUGUGAGCCUUGGGUGGUUACCUCUUGGCUCAGGGAUCACCUGCUGGUUCCUCGAGAGAGGAAGAAUGCUUUCUUGUGGAAGAAGGUAUAUGGCAGUCAGGGGCGGAUCCAGCAAUCUGGCGUGCUCCGGCGACCGCCAUACCUCACUUCGAAAACACCACCUCCUCCACUCCAGAUUGCCAUGCUUCAUGCCAUCGUCGGUGCAUCAGUGCAUGAUGAGUCCUACUCGAGGCAAAUGACAACUUAUCAAGGAGAUAGGCUGAAAAGCAACGAUUGGAACCAACACCUUGAACUUCUGGUCGAAGAACUGAUACUAGAAGAUUCUCGAAUAGAUCAAUAUCCAAAGGUGAUUAAGGGGGAGUCAAAGGUUGUUUAUGAGUGGCAAGCAAGUGGCUCACUUAGUGCAAAGAUUAAAAAGGUGCAAGGUGCAAGGGUCAAGUCAAGGACUGGUGGAGGUGCGAUAAAAUUUGCAGAAGAAAUGGGUGCUUGCUUGGUUGAGGUGAGGGAGCAGGGGUCAUGUGAUUUAAUACGUGAAGAAAGAAGUAAGGCGAAGCUCACGAGCAGUGAUUAGGCUAUUUAUCUAUACGCCUCUGGUCUCUGGAGUGAGAUAGAAGUGUUUCUCAAACUAGUCUAUGCGAAGGCAGGAGGUACUGAUAUUUGUAUAUAUGAUAGGAGUAACAGGUACCGCGGAUCUCCGUCACAGUGUGUGCUAGCCUGCUGACCGCUGUUAGGAAUCCGGUGUUUGUCUUUUGGCGAAUUGUGUUAUUGCAACUAGAACGGACAAAUAGUCCUAGUCAUGAGAUUGAUAUGUCAUUUAACUUGGGAUUCGAAUUGAAGAUACCCAUCAUAUAAUUUUGUAUGCAGGAGCUUCAUUCGUUGAAAUAAACAUAUAUAUGGAUGUGAAUCAUA
This is a messenger RNA of Sorghum bicolor (sorghum), 1777 nucleotides long. RefSeq lists its product as uncharacterized. The record is from RefSeq and is a predicted model, not a curated record. Lineage: Eukaryota; Viridiplantae; Streptophyta; Magnoliopsida; Poales; Poaceae. Gene Ontology annotation, molecular function: chromatin binding. The transcript is spliced from 10 exons. Gene Ontology annotation, cellular component: nuclear inner membrane. Bases 57 to 1439 code for a protein of 460 amino acids.